CAUCCAAUCCAAGCUAACGCAUCACCAUGGAGGCGCUUGGUGCGUACGCGUCCAGCGACGACGAGACGGCUCCGCUCUCGACAUCACCACGCUCGACCGAUGCGCCAUCUCUAUCUUUACCUGUGGUCAACUCUGCGCCGUUUGUGGCGCUCUCAGACAGCCAGGACCAGGCCAACAAGGCCGCAUUCCUGUCUGCUGGAUCACAGACCCGAUUGGCCAUCAAUUUGCCCGUGGAGUCUACUCUAGCACCGUUCGUAGGGCCACACGUCGGCGAUUCAACGGAGUUGGCACUAACCGACCCAUUACGCGCCGGUAACGGCAAAGAGAUGGUCACAGGCGUCGUGGAGCAGGCUGCCAUGGAAGACUACAGCUUCGAGGCUCAGUAUCACACGUACAACCAAACUUUAAGCCGCAAUAUCGCUCGAAACAGGGUCAAAGGAGCCCCUCCAUCCGCCCCAGCACUCCCUGGGGAGAUAGUACCUGACAAUAUCGUCGCUACCGGCGAAGAGGACGUGUUCACAAGACGCAACGCUAAGAAGAGGAAGAACCAGACCAUUUCCAAGGAACGCGCAGCAGCUGAGGACUUUGGAGACGAAACAACGGACGGUAUUUGGGCUCCAUACAAGGACAAGAGCAAACACUUGACCGACGCAGAACAGGGCACCAUGAACGAACAGCAGAAGGCGCUAAGAGAGGAGCAUCAGGAAGCCAAGCGACGUAAGGCAGAAGCGAAGGAAGAAGGGGACGAGGAGAUGGACUUUGACCGAAUGGUAGAGAAGAAGACGUCGCACUUAUUGCCUUCUAGAUUGAAGGCCGGACAGACAGCCUUGGAAGGCAAGUCGACGUUCUUAGGAGAUCAAGAGUACGACUACCAGGGACGCGCGUGGGUGGAGCCUCCACGCUCUCUCAAACCGGACGACGGAGACCACCAGGUGUUCUUACCCAAGCGGUGUGUACACAAGUGGACGGGACACACCAAGGGUGUCCAGGCUAUCGAGUUGUUCCCGAAGUACGGCCACUUGUUGCUGUCAGGCAGUAUGGACAACACUGUGCGUAUAUGGGACGUAUACAACGAACGCACGUGCCAACGUGUAUACGAAGGUCACUCUGGCGCGGUGCGCGGUAUCAACUUUAGCAGGGAUGGCAAGCAAUUCUUAAGUUGCAGCUUCGAUCGGUUUAUCCAGUUAUGGGACACUGAAACGGGACAAGCUGUGCACUCGUUCACCACGCGUCGAGUACCGUACUGCGUCAAAUUUUAUCCAUUGGACAACACGCAGUUUGUAGUAGGUGAUUCGAACAAUAUGGUGGUGCAAUUUGACACCCGCUCAGGCGAGAUCGUGCAGGAGUACAACCACCACUUGCAGGCUGUGAAUAGCGUGACGUUCGUGGACGACAACAAGCGCUUUGUAAGUACAUCGGACGACAAGAAGCUGCUGGUGUGGGAAUGGGGAAUCCCCGUGCCGAUUAAGUACAUCUCGGAGCCCAGUAUGCACUCGAUGCCGGCCGUGACGUUGCACCCGAGCGGUGGCUUCUUUGCCGGCCAGUCGCUGAACAACCAGAUCGACGUGUACACUGCUCGGGACAAGUUCAAAAUCAACCGGAAAAAGGUUUUCAGAGGACACCAGAAUGCUGGGUAUGCGUGCCAGAUCGGAUUCUCCCCCAAUGGCCAGUACGUCAUGUCGGGCGAUGGCGAAGGUAAACUGGUGUUCUGGGACUGGAAGACCACCAAGAUGGUCAAGAAGCUGCGUGCGCACGAUCGUGGUCCGACCAUGGGGGCCAUUUGGCAUCCACUCGAGCCUAGCAAGAUCGUCUCAUGUGGCUGGGACGGGCUCAUCAAGUACUGGGAUUAGACCAGGGAGUUGCAAAGCAGGUAGGAACACUGAAGUUGCUGAAAGCAAGAUACCGCAAUUGCAUGUUGCUUUGAAACUUUUUUGCAGCCCAGAACAGUUCGGAGUGAUGGUAUCCGUGGCACUUUUGCCAACAGGAAAAACGGGAAUAAAUGAUAACCCAUGUUUCUAUUUUGCGCGGUUGCCAUGGAGUGUACAAUUCUCGCUUCUCUCUAACUUUCCCCUACGAAGCGUGUCUCCAAAGGAUACUCCACAAUGGACAUGCAAUGACGUAACGGUACUAACAUGCAUGUGCGUGGCAACUUGGGGGG
This is a messenger RNA of Phytophthora nicotianae INRA-310, 2158 nucleotides long. RefSeq lists its product as hypothetical. Bases 27 to 1850 code for a protein of 607 amino acids. Gene Ontology annotation, cellular component: catalytic step 2 spliceosome. The record is from RefSeq and is a predicted model, not a curated record. Gene Ontology annotation, biological process: mRNA splicing, via spliceosome. The transcript has a single exon. NCBI's taxonomy places the organism in Eukaryota, Oomycota, Peronosporomycetes, Peronosporales, Peronosporaceae. Gene Ontology annotation, molecular function: protein binding; mRNA binding.